Prunus armeniaca (apricot) is the source of this 537-nucleotide messenger RNA. NCBI's taxonomy places the organism in Eukaryota, Viridiplantae, Streptophyta, Magnoliopsida, Rosales, Rosaceae. The record is from the annotation of a GenBank genome assembly.
AUGGAGCGGAAACAGCUCCAGUGGUUGAUCCUGCAUAAAGAGGGGCAUAUUUCUGGCAGUCCCCUUAUUCUUCCAAUAUCCAUGUGGCAUCAGCAAUGGUUGCUUGCGACAUCCAUAUUUAAGCCAAGAUGCUCCGGCAUGUGGUCAGGCAAUGGAAUACCGAGACACACAUUUACCUGUUCAUGGGGAGAGUUUACUCCCACACUUGAGGAUGUAGCCAAUAUUUUCCACCUUCCACUUUGUGGCAGCCAAGAUGCUUUCCACAUUGUGUUGUCUCCGGAAGAUGAACUAAAGCAUGAGGCUUUACGGAAGGGUGCCCUGACUUCUCCUAGCGCUUCUCUGCGGUUUAGCAAUUGGAUACAGUUUUUCGGAGAUGCUAACAAGAAUGAGCCAUGUCGUCUUGCAACGCUUGCAUCGUUAUGGCUUGGGAGAUUUCUCUCCUCACGUGGCAGCGUGCUUCCUCUAGCCCCCAUGUUCUUGGGGCACCUAUACUGCUUGCUUGACCAAGUUCAGCUUCUUGAGAAAGGGUCGGCAUGA